This is a messenger RNA of Penicillium antarcticum, 846 nucleotides long. RefSeq names its product lipase family protein. The transcript is spliced from 2 exons. Gene Ontology annotation, biological process: lipid metabolic process. NCBI's taxonomy places the organism in Eukaryota, Fungi, Ascomycota, Eurotiomycetes, Eurotiales, Aspergillaceae. The record is from RefSeq and is a predicted model, not a curated record. The coding region runs from base 1 to 846 and encodes 281 amino acids.
AUGCAAACAUUUUCCAAAAUAAGCGUGCUCGCAUGUUCUAUGGCUGCCGGACAAGUCCUGGCCACUGUUACCCAGGGAAUCUCCGACAACAUCUACAAUCGUCUGGUUGAAAUGGCCACCAUAUCCCAGGCUGCCUACGCGAACUUGUGCAACAUUCCGGCGACCAUAACCACGGUGGAGAAGAUAUACAAUCCCCAGACAGAUAUCAACGGAUGGGUUCUCCGCGACGACAGUCGUCAAGAAAUUAUCACUGUCUUUCGCGGCACCGGCAGUGAUACGAACCUGCAGCUCGAUACCAACUACACUCUCGCGCCUUUCGAUACCCUUCCUGAAUGUGUCGGCUGUGAAGUGCAUGGCGGAUACUAUCUUGGAUGGGUCUCAGUCCAAGAUCAGGUUGAGUCCCUCGUUCAACAGCAAGCUAGCAAGUACCCGGAGUAUGCAUUGACGGUCACGGGCCAUAGUCUGGGCGCCUCAAUGGCAGCCAUAACUGCCGCCCAGCUGUCCGCCACAUACAAUCAGGUUAGCUUGUACACCUUCGGCGAGCCGCGGACCGGAAACCAAGCGUAUGCGUCGUACAUGAAUGAGGGGUUCGAAGCGGCGAGCCCUACGACAACCCGGUUCUUCCGAAUUACCCAUAGUAACGAUGGCAUCCCAAACCUGCCUCCAGCUGAGCAAGGCUAUGUUCAUUCCGGCGUUGAAUACUGGAGUGUUGACCCCGUUAGCCCUGAAAACACGAAUGUUUGCACUGGAGACGAGGUUCAGUGCUGCGAGGCUCAGGGCGGACAGGGAGUGAAUGAUGCUCACGUUACUUAUUUCGGAAUGAGUAGUGGUGCUUGCACCUGGUAA